Molecule: messenger RNA, 1350 nt
Organism: Acanthopagrus latus (yellowfin seabream)
Lineage: Eukaryota; Metazoa; Chordata; Actinopteri; Spariformes; Sparidae
Gene: sumf2
Product: sulfatase modifying factor 2
Exons: 9
Coding region: 172-1098 (308 amino acids)
Cellular component (GO): endoplasmic reticulum
Source: RefSeq, a predicted model, not a curated record
UUAACACGGAAGUUAUUUGACGAUGAACUCACUUCCGUUGCGAGUGCGGCGGUAAAAGUUGUCCGACAGGGACACGUAAAAUCAUGUUAUAUCGAAGUUCAGGAACUCCUUUAACUAGCUGACUCUUAAACUUAUAUUUAUAAAUGUAUAAAUAAACGUAACAUCAGAUUAAUGUUAGCUAACGUUAGCUUGUCAAACAUGGCCGUUAACGUCGUGUCGUGGAUCUCUGCUCUGUGUUUACUGACAGCAGCAGCAGCAGACGAGAUGCUGAAUAUACCAGGAGGGAAGAUGUUAAUGGGAACCAGUGCAGCUGAUGGGAGAGACGGAGAGUCCCCGUCCAGAGAGGUCCAGCUGCAGCCUUUUCACAUCGACAAAUAUCCGGUCACGAAUGGAGAUUUCAGAGAUUUUGUGAGAGCUCAGAAGUACAAAACUGAAGCUGAGACGUUUGGUUGGAGUUUUGUGUUUCAAGACUUUGUGACAGAAGAGCUGAAGAGCAAAGUCACACAGAGGAUCGAGUCGGCUCCUUGGUGGCUGCCUGUAGAACGAGUGUUUUGGAGACAGCCUGCAGGACCUGGUUCAGGUAUUCGGGAGCGCCUGGGCUUCCCGGUGGUUCAGGUGAGCUGGAACGACGCUCAGGCCUUCUGCAGGUGGAAGGGCAAGAGACUGCCCACUGAGGAGGAGUGGGAGUGGGCUGCACGUGGAGGGCUGCAAGGUCGGGUUUAUCCAUGGGGGAACAAGUUUCAGGCCAACAGAAGCAACCUGUGGCAGGGAUCGUUUCCAGAUAGAGACACUGCAGAGGAUGGAUACCACGGCGUCUCUCCUGUCACAGCAUUUCCUCCUCAGAACAGUUAUGGACUGUACGACAUGAUGGGAAACACAUGGGAGUGGACGUCCACACAGUUUCCAGGAGCACAACCAAUGUAUGUGCUGCGUGGUGGCAGCUGGAUCGACACAGUGGACGGCUCGGCCAAUCACAAGGCAAGAGUCACCACCAGGAUGGGAAACACUCCUGACUCCGCCUCUGAUAACCUGGGAUUCAGGUGUGCAGCUGGCGAUGGACAGAAACAAGGGAAGAAAAAGGACAAAAGUGAACUGUAGCAACAAGAGGGAAGUCCCAAGAGGAAGUCAGAAAGAACAACAUGUUGAGUUGAACCAGUGAUGAUUCAGAAGUUAUUAAUGGAUCUGAUGACUUUAAGGUGAAUAAUCAGGGACCAACUAAAUAUAGUGUCCAACAAUUAAUAUGAAUGAGUGACGAUUGUGACAGGAAGAUGUGAAAGUAGAAACAAAUUGUAUUUCUCCUGUGGAGAUUUUUUUUUAUUUUUAUUUUUUUUUUAUGAAUUCGAUAAAGAA